UCAAAGAUAGAAUUAAAAUUAAAUAUGAGUGAUACCAAAUCUGGAAUGCCCAAGACCUGGUUUGAGAUGGAAAGCAGGAUCAGAGAUAUUCUAACCCAUCUGAUAACUCCAAUAAGCAGCCAGCUUGGAGAAGUAUUUGAGAAAUGUAGAGAUCUUGUUGAGGCUCAUUCUAAAUUUGAGCGUAAGUUUGAAACUUAUGAUGAAUUGAUGAAAAAGGCUUCAAAAUAAAUGCGAUGAGAUUACCCCGAUAAGAGCAUCUAUGGUGGAACUAGAAACAAGACUGGGUCAGAAGCAAUUCUCUUUGACAACAAAGACAGAUCAUUUGGUCAACGAAGUCUCUAGGAUCGAAGAAAGAGCAAGGCUUAUCCAUGAUGACAUGAGAGCGUUGGCUGAUCUAAACGACGCUCUUCGAGGAGAUGUCAGACAAUGACGGAAGAUGAGUGGGGCAUACCAUGAUUCUUGAAUUAGCAAAAUUAACCAAGUUAGUACAAAAUCCAAUGAUGAUUACAUUGAUAUUAUUGAAAGGUUUAAUGCCUUAAAGGCAAAUGAAGCGCACUAUAAAAAUGUAACAGCAUAUCAGAGAGAGAAAGUAAAUGAGAUUUCAGCAGAACUAGAAGUUUUCAAGAGAAGUUUCGAUAAUCUUGGCAUUACAGUACAAGGUCUCAAUGAUACUUCUACUCCAAAGGAGGAGUAUCUUUCUGAAAUAAAGAAUCUUCAGAAAGAACUUCGAAUUAACAGAGAAAGAACAAUGGUACUUGAGAAAGGAGUAGAAUCAAUUUCACCAUUAAAAGAAUUCGUGCAUGGCCAGGUCCCUGGGAAGGUCAACUACAUGAUCGCAGAAGCUAUGGAUUAUGUCCUUGUAAAAAGAGGUGAUAGACAAAGGAUUAGGAAAUAUAUCCAAUAUAAAGGAAAAGCUUGGCCUAAUUUUGAAAAGAUGCAACUUAAAAAAAUCGAGACCGAGAAACCUCUUGUAACAUCGGAUAGUGAAGUAGAAGAUCCCAAAAAGGGAAGAGAUCACUCUAUAAAUUCUAUAAGAAAAUUAGGAUUAAAGAAUAUUGAAAAGAAGAAAGAUCUACUGGCCAUAAAAAAGACUAAAUACAUUGAGAAAGAAGAACUCAAGCCCAAACAAAAGCCGAAGGAGAAAGAGACUGAAAUUUUAGUACAAGUGGAAGAAGGAAAGGUAGAUUUGAAGAAUGAUGAUGUCUCAUCAAGCUCAAACUUCUCUCCCUCUUCAGGCUCACCUACACCUCGAAUCCUGCACUCAAGCCGCAAAAUCAAGCUAUCUCGUGCAGAGACAAUCACUAGUCCCAAAUAAAGCCCCUCAGGAGCCUAUCCAAAUUCCUGAUUUCCCACUAACUCUGACACAAAUCCAUGAAGAUGAGCCUGAGAGUCAGAAGGAGGAUAGUAAGAAGAGUGCUGAUCAGAAUGAGGGUUUUAGUGAAUUCUGAGAGGAAAAGAUUGAUACAAAAAUGAAUGAAAUGAAGGAAGAGUUGGUGGAAGAAUUGUUGGAGGAUAUUGAAAGGGUGAUGAAGCAGGAAAGAAAGACUCUUGAUGGAAGAUUGAACAAAAUCCAGAAUAAAGUUGAUAUAUCUAUCGAAGAGAUCCAGGAAAAGGCUGGCUCAAUAGAUGGGAUAUACAACAUUAUUAAUGAAGAAACAAAGCGAAGGAAGCGAGAUAAAAGUGAUAUGUCCUUACAAGUGAAUAAAAACAGAGAUGAUUUAGACAAAAUUCUUUCGAAACAAGCUGGAUAUGAUAUUUCAAUCAAGAACCUUGGAGAAAUCACUGCAACUGUGCUUGAACUACUCCACAUCGGUAAUGUAUUAGACUGCCAAGAUGAAGAGGACAGACAAGCAAUAUCUCUAUGGGGAUUUUAAUGAAAGAGAGCAAGGUAAAAAGGAAUUUGAUAAGACCAUAAAUCAUGUCAGGAAGACAAAUAGCAGGGAGCGUCUCAAACUCUCUUCUGUUAUAAAUACGAAGAAGGACUAUAACGUAGUCACUGUUGAUAAGGAUUGAUACUCAUGCUCAAAUUCAAAUCAAGUGGUACUAAAGGCUUUCAAGAUGGCUUGUCUUUCGUACUAUCCUUCCUCAAUAACCUUUGAGAACAAAGUCGUUUCAAGAAGAUGGCUUCAUUUGAAGAGGUCUGAGAUUAUCAAAAACAUAUACUCAGACUAUACUAAUCUACAACCAUGGAAAUUAGGAAAUUUGGAAUAUGAAAAGUACUUAACAGUUCCUCUAACUGAUGCUGAAUACGCGAUUGAUAUGAACCCAUUUAUGCAAGAGACAAACAUGAAUAAAACUCUUGAGAUAUCUUCACAUUUUGAGUCAUUAUCCCGUCCAAGACUUGCAACAACGAAGAAAGUUGACAGAACAAUAGAGGUGAAUCUUAACAAGGAGGAAUGAAAUAAGGACCUUGAAAGUAUUAAAUUUGAAGAUAACAAGAAACUCAAGAAAAUCUUUACAUCUACACAUUUAGGAAUUACACAGCUUGCUAAGAAAUCUUAUAAAGGGUUCAACAAUCUUAAAAUGCAAGGAACAAGAUUGAAAACCCCAAAUGAGACCAGGAAGAGGAGGUCAAUCUAUACUGGUCAUAGACUUAUCCGUGAGAAGAGAAGGAAUCUUUCUAGGUUCAACAACAAAUCACCACAUAUUUCUAAUAUUGGGUCAAUUCAUCACAUUAAAGUCUCAAGGAAUAGUUCUGAGAACUUUGACCAUAAUUCUGAAUAUGGAGAAGAUUUUAGACAUGUUGAAAAUUUGAAUUAA
This is a messenger RNA of Moneuplotes crassus, 2760 nucleotides long. Lineage: Eukaryota; Ciliophora; Spirotrichea; Euplotida; Euplotidae. The record is from the annotation of a GenBank genome assembly.